This is a messenger RNA of Exophiala spinifera, 603 nucleotides long. RefSeq lists its product as uncharacterized. Gene Ontology annotation, molecular function: actin filament binding. Lineage: Eukaryota; Fungi; Ascomycota; Eurotiomycetes; Chaetothyriales; Herpotrichiellaceae. Gene Ontology annotation, cellular component: Arp2/3 protein complex; actin cytoskeleton. The transcript has 3 exons. Gene Ontology annotation, biological process: Arp2/3 complex-mediated actin nucleation; actin filament polymerization. The coding region runs from base 1 to 603 and encodes 200 amino acids. The record is from RefSeq and is a predicted model, not a curated record.
AUGGUAUGCCUGCCGUGUUCGACCACCACAACGCUUGCUGACCAUUCUCAGUCACAAUCUCUGCGUCCUUACCUACAAUGUGUUCGCUCUUCCCUGACAGCCGCUCUCGCUCUGUCCAACUUCGCAUCUCAAGCCUCCGAGAGGCACAACGUACCAGAAAUUGAAGCUGCCAGCUCACCAGAAGUCCUGCUCAACCCGCUGACGGUGGCGCGCAAUGAGAAUGAGAAGGUCCUCAUAGAGCCAAGCGUCAACAGUGUGCGAGUCAGUAUACGAAUCAAGCAAGCAGAUGAGAUUGAGAACAUUCUGGUCCACAAAUUCACCCGGUUCCUGACUCAAAGGGCGGAGUCCUUUUUUAUCUUGAGGAGAAAACCAGUCAAGGGAUAUGAUAUCUCUUUCUUAAUCACCAACACACACACUGAGGAGAUGCUCAAGCACAAGCUGGUGGAUUUCAUCAUUCAGUUCAUGGAGGAAGUCGAUAAAGAGAUCUCCGAGAUGAAACUCUUUUUGAAUGCCAGGGCCCGGUUCGUUGCCGAAUCCUUCUUGACUCCGGUAGGUAUAUUCGAGCCUGGACUGCUCCUUGCUAACAGUCGUCAGUUUGAUUAG